This is a messenger RNA of Arabidopsis arenosa, 3581 nucleotides long. The record is from the annotation of a GenBank genome assembly. Lineage: Eukaryota; Viridiplantae; Streptophyta; Magnoliopsida; Brassicales; Brassicaceae.
UAUCUACUAAAAAUCAACUUCACAAGAAAUCCUUGUGCAGAUUCGAUUACAGGUAACGUCUAUCAAUUACUUUGAAUCAGUCAACUCGUAAAUCCCUUGUUUCCUGUAAUUUUCCGAAUUGGGUCUUCUCUUAAUUUAUCAUUUCUCGCCGGAAAAACUCUCAGAAUUUCCUUGUAUUUCACGGCGAAGCUAUAGUCCUCUUGAAAGCGACCGUCUCUGAUUAUAUAUUAGUUUAUUAGUUUUGCAGGCGAUUGUUUUGUUUAUCUUGUUUUGGGUUUGGUUGUCUUGGAUGGGAGGAGGUAGCUCAAAAGAGUCGAAUAGAGGUGAAAGUAGUCGAAGGUAUGAACGUAGUGUGUCUGGGAGCUCGUCUUAUUCGUCUGCUUGGGACCAGAGCAGCUAUUAUCAGACACCAAACCAUCCAUCUGCGUCUCCUGUUUCCUCCUACAAUUCUGGGAGACAAACACCGAAGAAUCUUGAGAGGAAGUAUUCACGGAUUGCUGAUAACUACCGUUCCAUCGAUGAGGUUACCGCUGCUCUUUCGCAUGCCGGUUUGGAGUCCUCGAAUCUCAUUGUUGGUAUAGAUGUCACAAAGAGCAAUGAGUGGACAGGGGCGAGAUCAUUUGGUAGGAAGAGUCUGCAUUACAUUGGAACAACUCCAAACCCUUACCAGCAAGCUAUUUCCAUCAUUGGAAAGACUUUGUCAGUUUUUGAUGAGGAUAAUUUGAUCCCCUGUUAUGGAUUCGGAGAUGCUACAACCCAUGAUCAGGAUGUCUUCAGUUUCAAUCCCAAUGAUACAUUUUGUAACGGGUUUGAAGAAGUUCUCAUGUGUUACAGAGAGAUUGUUCCUCAGCUCCGUCUUUCAGGUCCGACAUCUUUUGCACCCAUCAUUGAAAGGGCCAUGACAAUUGUGGAAGAAAGUGGUGGCCAGUACCAUGUUCUUCUCAUCAUCGCUGACGGACAGGUGACAAGAAGUGUUGAUACAGAUAACGGCGGAUUUAGUCCACAAGAGCAGCAGACUAUUGAUGCCAUUGUUAGAGCAAGUGAAUAUCCUUUGUCUAUAGUUCUUGUUGGUGUUGGAGAUGGCCCCUGGGACACAAUGAGACAAUUUGAUGACAACAUCCCCGCUCGUGCCUUUGACAAUUUCCAGUUUGUGAAUUUCACGGAUAUAAUGUCAAAGAACAUUGAUCCAGCAAGAAAAGAGGCAGAAUUCGCGCUUUCCGCCUUGAUGGAGAUCCCGUCUCAGUAUAAAGCCACCCUCGAGCUAGGCUUACUUGGACAAAGAACUGGACAUUGUCCAAACAGGAUUGCGCUUCCACCACCAACUUAUGCUACUCAAUCUAUGCGCAACAGCCCAAGAACUUCCCGAUCAACCAGCUUUCAAAACAGACCAUAUGAUAGUGGUGUUUCCUCUACACCACCUUCAACUACUCGUAACGAGGGCCAGCAACAGUUUUGCCCCGUAUGUCUAGUGAGUCCAAAGAACUUGGCUUUCAACUGUGGUCAUCAGACUUGCUCAGAAUGUGGGGAGGACCUCGAUAUUUGCCCCAUUUGCCGGAGCUCAAUCUCGUCAGAUUGCUCAACAAUCUUCAGUUUCAGGGACCCUACUAAUAAUUUUAUCACGCAAACCAAAGAGACAAACCCUCUUUUGUGUUUAGUAAGUACAAAUUCAACGUACAGUGUUUUUAGCACAAUAACCAUUACCAUGAAUUUCCGAAGCGACAUCUCUGCUCUGAAUGAAGACAUCAUAGUUGAGCAGCUACUUCGUAGCCAUGAUCCUGACGGUCGCUGGCUUGAUUCUGAAAUGCUGCUUCAAGAAGUCGAAACUAUCUUAAGCUUUGUUCUGCAAAAUGAUGUAUCAAUGCCGCUUAUGACAGAGAACUGUAUUACCAACAUUGUAGUUUCUGAAUCGACGGAAACACUACCAUACGCUAUCUCCAGAAUCUCUGUUCAGAUGCUUUGUCCAUGCAUUGGGGAAAGUGAUAUCCGGACAAGAACAAUGGUUUUGUUUGAUCUUCUGAAAGAAUACAGAUGGGAUGCAAAAGCUGUGUUAGUACUAGGAGUCCUUGCUGCAACAUAUGGAGGAAUAUUGCUACCAGUUCAUCUAGCCUUGAGUGAUCCCGUUGCAGCAUCAAUUGCAACACUCAACCAGCUGCCUAUCGAGAGAACCAAGUUCAGACCAUGGUUAGAGUCUCUAAGCUUGCUCGUGAAAGCCAUGGUGGUUGUAACCAAAUGCAUCAUUAGAUUUGAAAGACUUCCAAUUAAACAAGCGAAGCUAGACAACAACAUUGUGGGAGAAACCAUGUCUAGCAUCUAUAUGGCUACUUAUCGGGUUGUCAAAAGUUCACUUGCAUGCCUGCAGCAUAUCCCUUAUUUCAAGCAAACCCAACAGAUAUCUAUAACUGAGCUACAAGAAAAGGUAAUACUGCUGCUAUUAUCAAAGCCACCCGUAGAGCCACUCUUCUUCCUGCUUCAACAAUUAUACGAUCAUCCAUCCAACACCAACACAGAACAAAACUACGAAAUCCUAUGGGUUCCAAUACCAUCAUCCCAAAAAUGGACAGACGAAGAGAAAGAAAUCUUCGAUUUCUACUCCAAUUCCCUACCAUGGAUCUCAGUAAGACAACCAUGGUUGAUGAGCUCCACAAUACUCAACUUUUUCAAACAAGAAUGGCAUUAUGGAGAUGACGAAGCAAUGGUGGUGGUGAUCGAUUCUAACGGGAGGUUCGUGAACAUGAAUGCCAUGGAUAUGGUGUUGAUAUGGGGUGUUAAAGCAUAUCCAUUCUCAGUUCCCAGAGAAAAUGAGCUUUGGGAAGAACAUGGAUGGUCUAUGCAGCUCUUGCUUGAUGGAAUUCAUCCUUCAUUUGAAACCUGGGUUAAAGAAGGAAGAGAAAUCUGCAUAUUCGGAAGCGAGAAUUUGGAUUGGGUUGAUGAAUUUGUGUCACUAGCAAGAAAAAUUCAAAAUCUAGGGUUCCAAUUAGAGCUGAUUUACCUUAGUAAUCAAAGGAGAAGAGACGAGCGUACAAAAGCCAUGGAAGAGAGCUCAAUCUUGUUCAGUCCUACAUUGCAACAACUCUUCUGGCUCCGAUUAGAAAGUAUCGAAAGAUCAAAACUCAAGCGAAUUGAGUCAUCGAAACCUGAUCGUGUUUUUGAAGAAGUUACGAAAUUUCUCGACUUCGAUUACGGUAAACACAAAGGUUGGGGUGUUAUUGGAAAAGGAUCAACGGCGGAGACUGUUGAUGGAGAGGAGAUGACGGAGAGGAUGAGGAAGAUUGUGCGGUGGGGAGAGUAUGCGAGGGGGUUGGGUUUUACGGAGGCGAUUGAGAUUGCGGCGGAGAAGCCGUGUGAAUUGAGUCACACGGUGGUUGUUCCGUUUGAAGAAGCGUUGACGAGGAGAGUUGUCACGUGCGAGAAAUGUAAGUGGCCAAUGAAGAGGUUUGUUGCGUAUCAGUAACUCACAGCUUCGUUACUCUAAUAUUACCUCCGUAAUAAUAUGUUUUUCUUUUAAUUAUGUUGUUGGUUUUCGGAUAAUCCAGGUUUAAUUUCAAGUUUUCAACAUCCUCUGAUAAAUUGAAACAAAAUUU